This is a messenger RNA of Chlamydomonas reinhardtii, 5391 nucleotides long. RefSeq lists its product as uncharacterized. The transcript is spliced from 27 exons. Bases 650 to 4903 code for a protein of 1417 amino acids. Gene Ontology annotation, cellular component: cilium. Gene Ontology annotation, biological process: cilium organization. The record is from RefSeq and is a predicted model, not a curated record. Lineage: Eukaryota; Viridiplantae; Chlorophyta; Chlorophyceae; Chlamydomonadales; Chlamydomonadaceae.
GAGGACAAUCGGACGAGAAGAGGACUUGCACGCUUGCACGCUUGCACUUGCAGAGUGGCGAGGGCGCGAGAAUUGCACUAAACGCGCGGGACUUCAAUUUGGUGUAUUAUAUUAUCAUAUCAUAUGCUCAAAUAAUUUAUGUCAAGCUCUUUAAAGCAUACUUGACUUCCUUUCCCGAUUUUGUUGCAUGGGCGCCUCGUUUUGGUCUGGGGGGUCGGGGCGUCCACGCGCCUUCGUGCAAUUACCGAGUCGUGCGGCCAUGAGCUCUUUUAUUUUCUACCAGCCUGUUUGGUACAUGCCAUCGAAACAUACCAGUACUGUAUACCAAUUGAUAAAUGCCAAGGGCUUCAUUCUGCGAGACGAGGCUGGGCUCUGCGCUCUGUAAAGUAGUGCUGGCGCCCUGAAAACUUUCCAACAAGGAAAAUCACUGCGUACACAAUUCUGCGUGAGAAGUCCAAGGACAGGCUUCGGGCCCGAACUCGUUGACCUCGUCUACUUUACGCCUGUCGACGCUUGCAUUUGUAUACUGUACUUUUACCUCUUACCUCUAAGCUCCGGCAAAUGGGCCCUGCUCAGACCAAAGCAGAACUUUGUUGACCCGGCGACAGCCAGCGAAACCCACCUCGAGCCGAACCCAUAACGACAGCAAAUGUAUGGACGAAACAAUCCAGUGCUUCGGCACUUUGGCGCUGACGACUUGGCGGCACAGGCGACGCUGCAGGCUGUUGACCAGCGUCGGGCUGCGGGUGAGUACGUGCCGCCUAGUGAGGAGGUGGUGCCGCGCCCCACGCCUGACUACGACGAUUAUUUCGAGUUCGACCGCCCUGUGCCUUCGGGCGUAGAGCCUGAUGCUCACGACUUCCUGGUGGAAGAGGCUAUGGGUGCACAGCGGUACGGCGCCACGCAAGUGCCGGUUCACUACCAAGGCGCCUCUGCCGGCCCCUCGUCAGCAUCUCCGGUGCCCUCAUCUCCGCCACCUGGAUCCUAUGACUCGCCAAACGAGCAAGCGUACCAGGGCUAUCGCAGCGGCGGGCAGGCAAGCAGCCGGAGCGGGGGUGGCAGCCCAUCGCCACGCGUACACGACCCGCGCUCGGAGGCAUCUCGCAGGCCCUAUGGCGCAUACAACAGCCAGAGCGGCGGCGGCAGCGCGGGUGCAUCGCCAAACAGGUCUGGCGACAGCCGCGGAGGUAGUCCCACGCGGCACUCGUAUCAGCAGGCUCCCUCCUAUGUGCAGCCGCCCUUCCGGGCCGGCGUGCCGGCCACCGGACCGGUGCGGCCGCUCGUGUCGACCCCCACCGGUGACCGGCGCCGCCAGCGGCGUACGACAGGAUCCACAGCAUCCCCGCCCGAUUCCCGCACCGCCAGCCCCAGCCAGCCACGCUCCAGCAACACUGAUGCUACGCGCGGCGCGGGCGCGAGCACCUCUGGCGACGCAGUCAGCGGGUCGGAGGGCCACAGCGCGGCAGCUGCAGUGGCUGCGGCCGGUGCAAUUGACGCGGCGACACGGCAGGCCCGGGGCAUCGGCGCAAAAAUAUCUGGGCGACCGACUUCUGCGAGGCCCGGAAGCCCUAGUGCGAGCCCUGCUGCUCGUACUGGGGCUACAAGGCGCCCCGUUUCCGCAUCACCAGCCUCAGCCGGGGCCGGCGCUGCAGGUGCCCGCAGGUCCCAAGCCCGCGCCCCCGCAUGGUCUCCAGCAGCUGGUAUCGCCAAUGUCAGGCUGGAUGAACACGAUGAGGCGACUCGUGUGGCUAUGAUGCUGAACGACCCGUCAACAAGCAGAGAGGUGCGGUCGGCGGCGUCGGCGGCGCAGCAGCAGCAGCAGGCGGCUGCAGCACACGGCACGGGGGCUGUGCGCGGGUCACACCAGCAGCCUUACGCCUCGCCCCGCGCGCCUCCAUCGCCGGGGGCGGCGGUUUCGCCACCGCGUCACGAGGCGAGCUCACCGGGCCAGGGCCAGUACAUGACGGACGGCCAGCGGAACCGGUCAUCAGAGAUUUCGGAGCAGUACUACAACACCUACCGGCUGCGGAAGCACCGGGAGGCGCAGGGCGUGCCCGACCACCGCUACUCGCAGCCGCGCUCAUUGGGGGCGCACGCGCCCAUCCAGCAGAAAUACUUCUCGUUCGAUGAGGCGCACCCAGCCAUUGCGACGGAGCACUGCCUGCGCAGUCCGGGGCAGAACCACAUGCUGCAGGCUGAGCGGCAGAAGAUGCAGCAAGCCAAGAUGAGGGCCGCCCGCAUGGCGGCUCGCGACCGCAUGCUGUCGCCCACACCCACCACCCAGCAGCUGGCGGCAGACGUGGACCGGCUGGCGCGGGUGCGCGAGGCGGGCCGUGCGCGGCUGCGGCAGCUGGAGCGCGAGGGGCAGGCGUUGCGACAGGAGACCAGCCAGAUCCAGCAGCGGGCGGUAGACGCCAUCGCGCGGGCGGAGGCUAUCACCGUGGCGUCGGGCCUGCCACACUCGCGCUCGCCGUCAGCCUCGCCCUCGCCACCUCCGCACUACGCCCGCCGCUCGCGCUCGCCUUCGCCGGCUGCCUACUACAGCGGCGGUGGCGGCGGUGGUUACGGCCGCGGCGGCUUCGGGCCGCCGCCCCGCGCCUACUACAACCGUUCACCGUCUCGUUCGCCCGGCCGCCAGCGGCCAGUGAGCGCCAGCCCCUACGGCUACUACGGAGCCGAGGUGGAUGAGGGCUACUACAGCGGUGGCAGCCCGGGUGGGGGCGCCGCUGGGCACCGGCCUGUGUCGGCGCCGCCACAGCCGCCCGUGUCGCCGCCGCCGGGCCCGCAGCACGGCGGCGCGGGCCACCCGGUCGUGGCGCCCGCCAUGCCCACGUCGCCGCCGCCCGGGCCGGCCGAGGCGCAGUACAUCCUGGACAUGAUCAACCAGGUGGAGAGGUUGCCGCAGCACGCACAAGUGCCGGUCGCCAGUAGCACGUCGGGCGCUGCCUCCGGCUCGGAGCCAUCCCAGCGCGAGGCGGACCACAUGGCUCGUGCCUCGGCCAUCUUCAACAGCCGCGCGCCGCUGGGCGUGAUGGACGACUCGGAGACGCGCAUCGCCAUGGGCGCGUACGACAAGGCGCGGUACGAGGAGUACCAGCGCCAGGUGGACUUGGAGAUGCAGCGGCGGGCCGUGGACGGCGGCUACGACUCAGACGUGGACCGGGAUGAGGCCGCGGCCCUGCUGGUGGAGCAGCCGCAGGAGGAGGAAGAUGAUGAGUCUCUGGCGCGGCGAAUGCAACUGGAGGCCAGCUGGAAACAGCAGAACGAAUGGAUGGACGCGUACCGCGAGCGCUUUGGCCCCGAGGACGGCUACCUGCCGGAACGCGCAACGUCCGAGGGCGGCGGCUCGCCGCUGCAGGGCGAGCUGUCCGUCAUGUCGAACGCGGAGGGCGGCAUGGUGGGCAGCCCCUACGUGCCGAUCGUGUCCAAGGACUUCCCGCUAAGCGCUGGGUACGCUUCGGAGGGCCCAGACGCCUACAACCCUCACCGUCGCACCCGUCGCAAGCUGUUCUUCAAGAGCACCGUGCCAAAGCCGUUCGAGUUCGAAGAGCGUGAGCGAUCACGCCCCAAAAGCAUUGCCAAGGUCAAGUUCGAGCAGGAUGUGGCCAUCCGGCUUGCGGAGGAGGCGGCGGCGCGCAACCGCAAGUUCCGGGCGAACCCGCUGCCCUCCGCAGUGGUGGAGCCACGAUACGAGCGCAUGCUGCUGGAGGCGGAGGUCAAGCGGCAGCUGUCACACCAGCGCCGCCUGGAGGAGCUGGCAAGCCUGAUGGAGCAGCCGUUCUCAUUCUUCUAUCGGGACCAGGAGCGUGAACUGGCUCGGGAGGAGUUGGCCAAGGCCGCCAAGGACCCCAACAGGUUCCAGGUGGCAUUCCGUGCAAGGGAUGCACCUACAAGCACAAAGCAGGAGCGGUUCCGCAUGAUGCAACUGGAGCUGGAGGCCAAGCGCGAGUCCACACGGCGCCGCGUGGAGGAGGCCCGCCGCGCGGCGAAGGAGCGCGUGGAGGAGGAGGCAAAGCGCAGGCAACAGGCGGCGAACCGUGCCUACCAGGAGCGCCUGCGUAGUGUGGACCCCGCGGUGCACUACUCGCCCAACGCGCCGCACCCCACCAAGCCCAUGGGCGCGGUGCCGGACUUCAACGGCCUGCACCGGCAGUGGGAGGUGCAGAUGGCGAGGGCGCGCGCCAACAUCCGCAAGCGCAUCACUGUGCCACAGGAGUUCCGGCUCAACGGUGCAGACCUGUCCGAGCAGGCGGCGCGGGAUCGCAAGGCGGAGGAGCGGCGGCAACGCAUCAUCUUGGAUAUGCAGGUGGAUGCGGAGCUUCUGCCGGAGAUGCGCUGGCCGUACAAGUCCCCGCGCGGCAAGGUGCGCCCCACCCCAAUGCCGGCUUACCUGGUAGAGCGCAUGGGGCGCUCCCCCGGCAACCACGCCGCGACGGCACGCAAAUCAGCUACGAAAGCGGCGGCGCAGGGCGGCGCAUACACGCUUCGCGAAGAGAAGGAGGCGGCGGCGCGCAAGGCCUCGGAGAAGCUGCGCGCGGAGGCCCUGCGGCGUGCGGACCGGCUGCUCAAGGAUGCCGCCGCGCGCAAGCAGGCGGAGGCAGAGGCGGCCGGCGGGGGCGGGGACUUCGGCCUCGCGAGCGACGUUGGCGCCACAGCGGCGGGCGGCGUGGACCAGAGCUCCAGCGGCCGCGGCGCCGCCAACCGCCGGCGUGUGGAGGUGGCGGGCCGACAGGACAACCCGCAGGUGUACGUGGAGGCCCGGCACAUGCAGAUCGAGCGCAAGGUGAAGGAGGUGGUGGAGGACGCCCUGCUGGACCAGGGCAUUGAGGCCUACCGCUACGUGGAGGGGGUCGGGCAAGGGCGCGGCAAGGAUGGCAGUGCAGCAGAUGCAGCCGACGCGUAGCGAUGGCGCAUUAGGUGUCGCACGACACGCGACAGAGUUUGAAUCUGUUUACCUUGCUGGCUCUGGCGUUGCGCACAUGGUCUGGGAUAGCGCACGUGCAUGUGUGCUGGUGCUGGUGCAACACAUUUGCUGUGGACCGCUCCGCCACAGAACGGAACGCGGGGUGGGACUUGGCGGGCAUGAUGGCGCAGGUGGCUAAUGUUGGGUAAGCCUGUAGCUGCCACGACUGAUUGCUGCUGAUGGGUACGGAUGUAACAUGCGAAUGACAGGUGUCUCGGAUAUCCACAGAUUUAUAUGGCCGCGUAGGGUGCAGGAAGGCCGUGGGGGUUCAGGGGCGCCAAAGGAGCGGUGGACAUUGGGGGGAAUUGGGAGGGAUCGGUGGUACCAUGGGGAUCUUGGGCACCGGCCCUGACCGAGUUUACCGUUCUUGCAUGCGAGUACGGCUACUGCUGCCGGCAACAGUACAAGCAAUGUUACACGCCCUCUCG